This is a messenger RNA of Pelobates fuscus (common spadefoot toad), 3678 nucleotides long. RefSeq names its product Wnt family member 6 (gene WNT6). Gene Ontology annotation, cellular component: extracellular region. The record is from RefSeq and is a predicted model, not a curated record. The transcript is spliced from 4 exons. Bases 315 to 1379 code for a protein of 354 amino acids. Gene Ontology annotation, biological process: canonical Wnt signaling pathway; neuron differentiation; cell fate commitment. Gene Ontology annotation, molecular function: cytokine activity; frizzled binding. Lineage: Eukaryota; Metazoa; Chordata; Amphibia; Anura; Pelobatidae.
CCCCCGACCCUUCAGUGUCCCUCCCUGCCGGGUUCCCCACUCCUAGCUCAGCUUGCAGGUCUGUGUCUGCCCGCUGACUGCGCUCUGGAGCCAGUGAGAUCAGAUGCCCCCAGUGUACUCAGCACAUGCUUAGAGGCAGCUCCUGAGCUCCCAAUCCCAGCAUCCCCACAGGGAGCAGAGAGAGGAAUCCUCACAUUCCUGGGAGCCUUCUACCUGUGGACCUGACUCUCUGUGUGUCCUGCCCUGCCCUGGAUUGGAGAAGAUAGAGGGACCUUUACCUGCACCCUGUGCCCCCAUUCCCUUCCUCACCCAGCAUGAUGCCCCUGCCCAGGACCCAGCUGGGGCUGUUCUUUAUACUCCUGUGUCCUGCUAACAUCAUAGGACUGUGGUGGGCAGUUGGAAGCCCCUUGGUGAUGGACCCUAAUAGCAUCUGCAGAAAAACCAAGCGUUUAGCUGGUAAGCAGGCGGAGCUGUGUCAGACCGAGCCGGAGAUCAUUAGCGAAGUUGCCAAGGGCGCCAAACUCGGGGUACGAGAAUGUCAGCACCAGUUCAGAUCCAGGCGUUGGAACUGUACCAGUCACAACAAGUACUUCGGAAAAAUCCUGCAGCAAGAUAUUCGCGAGACAGCGUUUGUUUAUGCAAUCACAGCAGCCGGUGUAAUACAUGCAGUGACACAAGCCUGCAGCAUGGGGGAGCUGCUGCAGUGUGGUUGUGAGGUCACACGUAACUGGGGACCACCUCCUUCUCUUGCCAUUGGACCAGGAGCAGAUGGCUCCGCUUGGGAGUGGGGGGGCUGCGGAGACGAUGUAGACUUUGGAUAUGAAAAAUCCCGGCAAUUCAUGGACGCAAGGCGGAAGAAAGGGAAGAGCGACAUCCGAACAUUAAUUGAUCUCCAUAACAACGAGGCAGGUCGGCUGGCCGUAAAGAACCAUAUGAGAACGGAAUGUAAAUGUCACGGCCUUUCUGGUAGCUGCACACUGCGCACAUGCUGGAAAAAGAUGCCGCACUUCAGGGAAGUGGGCGAGCGCUUGCUGGAGAGAUUUAAUGGCGCAUUCAAAGUCAUGGGUGGUAAUGAUGGGAGGACCAUAAUCCCUGUUGGACAUAACAUCAAACCCCCCGAUAAACAGGACCUCAUCUACUCAGCGGAUUCCCCAGACUUUUGCCAGGCCAACCGAAAAACAGGUUCCCUUGGAACUAGGGGCCGUGUCUGUAAUAGCACUGCCCUGGAUGUGGGGGGGUGCGACCUGCUUUGCUGUGGGAGGGGGUACAGGGAGGAGACUGUGGUGUUGGAGGAUAAUUGCUUGUGUCGUUUCCACUGGUGCUGCGAGGUACAAUGCAAGAAAUGUACAGUCAGAAAAGAGCUCAGCAUGUGCUUAUGAGACAGACUAAAAGAGGGAGCGACACAGAUAUUGCUCAUUCGUAGCUCUGCCUGGGUUCCUCAGACACAUAGAGUUGAACUGUGAACCUAAAGUGGUGGCAUUGCUUCUCUAACCCCUUCCCAAGAAACAACAAGGUUUGCCAAAUGUCUUCACUGAAACAUAAGAUCAUCAAUAGAACGAGCCCAAAAUGCAGUGUUAUUAUCUUGGGUUGUGCCAAGGAGAAGACGUAUGUGAACCUUAUACAAGAUGGACUCCUGGUUAUUAGUUAAAAGACCUCCUCUCCUGUUGGCAGUUUUGUGUCUGAGGGUGCUUAUCAGUCCUUAGUAAAGGGGUCACAGUGUGAUCGGAUAGUAGGAGAAGCUUGCUUUUCCCAAUAUAGAAAAGUACUUAUACUUUCCCCUCUCAAAUAAAAUCAUGUCUUUAGGUGAAGGUCUCAGUUAUAGCACAUGGAAGUUCCAUAACAGGUGAGCUCAGUUCAGUAAGCCAUGCACCUCAAUAGACAUCUUUUGUAGGUCUUAGCUCUAGAAUUAUACUGCAUCAAGCACUCGUUUUCUUGCUGUCUCUAAACUAUGUCUCUUGUGAGUCAGGGGUGGGGUACGUACAUAGUAGUCGCAGACAGCAGACAGACCCUUGCAGAUAUAGAUAUGCAGUUUGCUAGUCCCUAGGUUACAGGAUAUAUGUAAACCUUGUGCAGUGCAACAUGACGUUAUUACCAUAAAAGUAAUAUUCUAAACCAUGGCUUAACAAACCACAGGAGCAAAGGCGUUCUGACUCCUGGACAGAUAACUACUGGAGCCUGGUUUAUUUGAGUAUUUGUAUAUAAGUCAACUAUAGUUACUUUCUAUAGCACCUAAAAUCCUCAGAUUUGCUCCUAAACAUAUUUAUCUAAUCCUAAAUUCUACUGAAAAUACUCAACCCCUAAAUAACUACCUUUUGUUAUUGUCUAUGCCAUGCGAUGCCAUGAAUUGUAGCUCCAGAGUUUUAUAUUGGCCGCUCGUAGUCUAAACUCUCAAACAUUACAAGCCAUCAAUUUCAUGCACCCUUCCGUUGCUCAAUGCCAAAUAUAUACAUUUUAAACCAGCUAUAAACCUCAAUGUUACUUAGUACUGACUGGUCGUCCUAACGGAUGAACCAAAGGCCAUAUUUGCAGACAUUUUAUAACUCACCACCAUACCAUUGUACAGCGCUACGGAAUCUGAUGGCGCUAUAUAAAUAAUUAAUAAUAAUAAUACCUUGGUCACACCUUGCUUUAUAGAAUGAGUCGAGAACCAGGUAAUGGAAGCCUCGAGCAGCCACACUGAAAAUACAGGUCCUAGAACUUGGUGUGUUCUGGAGUACCACGUUCCUUCUCCACCGGCUCAGUGAAAAAAGGACGCUAUAACCUGCUGAGGAAAUGUAGGGACCCUGUGUAUUAUUAAUUUGGUAAAACCCACUAGUGAUACUCCUUUCAUCCCUUCUACAUACUUUCCCAGUUAAGAAGGAGGAAUCUGGGUGAAAUCUUUUGUGGCCCUAGUGAUGUGACCAAAAUAUGUACACCCCAAAUAUACAGGUCUUGUUUUUGCUCCUCUCUAUGCGCAACAUGCGCAACACUCUACUACAGACUGAGGCUGAAGGAAAUGGCAAGAUCUUUCUCUUUAAUCAAUACAAACCCUCAAAUCAAAUAUAACCCUCUCGGCACUUAAUGCAGAACUUGUCAUUCAGGUGGCAAAUUCUUUGAUAAAUUCUCCAGCAAAUUGGUUCAUAUCACCGUUAACACAUACAGUAUCGUAUAUUCGAAGCUCUUAUUUCAUGUGAAAUUUCACGUUUUUCUUAUCGGUAACAAUUGAUGGCGUAUCCUCACUUUGAGGGUUUUUUGAUGAAACACAUAGCACAUCAUUUGGGGAUAUUAUUGAUUGCUAUACAUCUACCUGAUGUGGAUUUGCCCAAAACAAGGAACAUUUUCCCUAUUUCGGUACAGUUUAUCGUUCAAUAUGAAAUAAAGCCAGACAGAGAGAUUUGUACAGAUUCAGACAGCAUCGAGUGGAGAAAACAUGUCUGUGUGAAGUAUAUUUUAUUUUUUACUAAUAAAGUUAUUUAAGGUGUUAAUUUUAGUCAGGUUGUGCAUUUCUAAUCAACUGGAAGAAGGUGAAACCUUAAAUUCUCAGAUAGUCUCCAGUGAUCUCAUCCAGGUGCGAUACAAAUGAUAGGGGGUUGCUCUUAUUUAUGCACAUUUAUAUCAAUAUUUAUUGAGAUCAACUCUGAAUCACCCUAAUUUUAAUUAAAAUCAGUGACAAAAUCACCAGAAAUCAUAUUUGCACGA